Messenger RNA from Quercus lobata, 1247 nucleotides. RefSeq names its product tracheary element differentiation-related 7 (gene TED7). Lineage: Eukaryota; Viridiplantae; Streptophyta; Magnoliopsida; Fagales; Fagaceae. The transcript has a single exon. The coding region runs from base 353 to 1165 and encodes 270 amino acids. The record is from RefSeq and is a predicted model, not a curated record. Gene Ontology annotation, biological process: plant-type secondary cell wall biogenesis.
UCAGGAGGUGAUAGAAAAGAGUGAGUUUAUGUCGGUACGUUCAAUGCAGAAAACAUUACUAAUCAACCCCACUGACAUUUUUUAUUUGUAAAGAGGAGACUUUGAUAGAAAGCAAAAUGAAAAAAAAAAAUUAAUUAAGUAGAAUUAAGUGUUUUUCAAUGCAAUCAAUGACAACACUGCAAAAUCUUGGCAUGGAAGUCAAGUUACUAAAGGCUUUGAAGUAUUCAAAACAUCAAACAAUUCAAACCCGUACUCAGGAACUACAAAUAGGCAUUGAACACAUGCCUUGUUGUCCAUCUUCCAAUACCUGCACAAAUCUAUCAAUUAACUUUGAAAACUUUUGCACAUUGAAAUGGCUCCUAGCGAAAAUAAAGACUAUUUUUACCCAUUUUUUCCUCUACCACCACCCCACCAAUAUCCUCCAUUCCCUCCAAAAGUACUGCCACCUCAUAGUUCUCCAAAAGUGGCCCCACCACAUAAACAUAAUUUUCCACCUCCUCCAACUCCAAAUGUGGCACCACCUCCUAACCCUCCAUUACCUCCAAAGGCUGCACCACCACAUGGCACUCCAUCCCCUCCAAAGGUGGCACCACCUCAUAAUCCUCCCUCACCUCCAAAUGCAGCACCACCUCACGGUAACCCACCCCAUGGCCCCAUUACACCACCACGGCCAUUACUUCCGCCACCAGCAACACCACCCCAUCAUUCUUUCUAUCCACCACCUCCCCACACCAUUUCACCCCCUUCCCCAACUGUGAUACCACCACCGCCUCAUCCUAUUUCCCCACCACCAGCACCAGGACACCAUUCUACUGUUAUUGUUAUUGUAUUUGUCUCACUUGGUGGUCUAUUCUUUCUUGCAUUCCUUUCAGUUGCUCUGUGUUGCUUCAUUAAGAAGAGAAAGAAAAAAACAGUUCAGAAUACUGAGAUUAUAAAUAUUGAUGAACAUAUAAAGGUUCAGGAAGCCAUUAUACCAGGCCCACAUGGUGAACAAAUCAAGGUAUUAUCAAUCGAAGAGGAUUUGCAUAUUGAGGAAGAGAUCAAGAAAAAUGAGAAGGUGAGUGAAGGUCCACAUAUUAAACCUGCAAAGAAUCAUCCUCAAGCUAGUCAAGCGGCAGCAUCCUCUUCUGUGUCCAGUCAUAAUCAUCUUGAGCAAAAGGCCUGAUUCAAAGCUACACAAAUAAAUGUCACAAGCAACAAAAUGAUUUAUAUUUACAACCACUAUUUUCUGAGACAACAAACUACAA